Eucalyptus grandis is the source of this 465-nucleotide messenger RNA. Its product is annotated as probable F-box protein At4g22030. The coding region runs from base 1 to 465 and encodes 154 amino acids. The record is from RefSeq and is a predicted model, not a curated record. The transcript has a single exon. NCBI's taxonomy places the organism in Eukaryota, Viridiplantae, Streptophyta, Magnoliopsida, Myrtales, Myrtaceae.
AUGAGAGCAAUCGUCCAAGUCCUCAAGAGCAAAGACAAGAAAGACUACUUGAGGCUCGGAAAUUUAGCUCUAAAAUUGAAUAAGACGUUGGCGGUUUUGGGUCCCCUACUCACUGGGAUCGCCGCAGCCACCUCGACCUAUGGUGGCUCGACAGCCACAACAGUGGCAGCCAUUGCUGGUGCCAUGGCGGCAAUCAUCAAUGGCUUCGAGCAUGGAGCACAAGUCGGCAUGGUCGUUGAGAUGUACAGAAACAACGCGGGGUUCUUCAAGCUCAUGGAAGAGACGAUCGAAGCGACGCUCGAGGAGAGAGACUACGAUAAGCGAGAGAAGGCAGAGAUGUUCGAGUUGAAGGUGGCGAUGAAGCUGGGGCGGAGCUUGUCGCAGCUUCGAGACCUGGCAAGAAAAUCAAUGGCUUCUUGUCUACAAGGAACUGAGGUGGACGAGUUCGGAAGCAAGCUUUUCUGA